Messenger RNA from Acanthosepion pharaonis, 765 nucleotides. NCBI's taxonomy places the organism in Eukaryota, Metazoa, Mollusca, Cephalopoda, Sepiida, Sepiidae. The record is from the annotation of a GenBank genome assembly.
AUGAAACUUCAGAAAGAAAUCCAACGACGUCUGCGUCAUGUGAAGAAUAUAAAGUUUGAACCGACUUUGCUUCAGAAACCUUUGUCAGAAUCAGAGAAUGAAUCUGAUAUUUCAGAUAUUAAUAAUAAUCAGAAAUAUCGAAUGAAAGCUUGUGAUGGAUUCUCUGUUCUUGAGGAAGAAAUUGUCAAGCAUGAUGCAGACUGUGGAGAAAGACUUCCAACUGAAACAGUGCGCCAAUAUUUGUAUCGGUUGCAUACAAGUGGCAUCCUGACCAAAGUACCCUUGGAACUCAUUCGAAAUGUUGUUCUUCUCUAUGAAAAUGCAAGACACACUCCACAGCCUUUUGAAGAACCAGAAUACAGAAAAUUCAAGGAAAAUCUCAAUUUAAUCAUUACUCACAUUCGCCGUGUAACUGCUGCCACCGACCCGGAUGUUCCAAAACAGAAUGUUCAGGUCGUAUUUCAGGGCAUGAAAAAGGGCCGACAUGGCUGUACAAAAUCAAUGAUCCAGCCACGUUCCCAGGGCAGCAGAGACCUAGAGCCCGAUCUCUCACAGGAUUUGAGUCGGGUGCGUUCGAAUACUAUGCCGACCAACCAAGAGAAGCCAAAAUUACCCAGACCAAGAAGCAGCGAUCGAGCAGCGUUACUCGAGAGCCGUCAUUCAAGUCAGCGAAGCAGUUCUGACCAUUCAACUACAGCCAGCACUCAAGGAAGUGUUGAAAAACUCAUACAUCAUAGCCAAGUUUCAACCACUCAACUUUCCUGA